Messenger RNA from Exserohilum turcica Et28A, 1500 nucleotides. RefSeq lists its product as uncharacterized. Lineage: Eukaryota; Fungi; Ascomycota; Dothideomycetes; Pleosporales; Pleosporaceae. Gene Ontology annotation, molecular function: carbohydrate:proton symporter activity. Bases 1 to 1500 code for a protein of 499 amino acids. The transcript is spliced from 5 exons. Gene Ontology annotation, cellular component: membrane. Gene Ontology annotation, biological process: transmembrane transport; carbohydrate transport. The record is from RefSeq and is a predicted model, not a curated record.
AUGGCAACAGUUUCGGACGUCAAGUAUGGUGGAGACGUCACCGGUAAGAACGAGACGAAGCAAAUCGAAGAGUUUAUACCUCAACCUACUGAAAAUGCGUUAUCGGCCUGGCAAUGCAUCCGUCAAAACCCUAAGAUCACUCUAUGGGCGAUUUGGGCCAAUAUCGGCUCCAUCAUGAUCGGCUACGAGAAUCUCGCGCUAUCCGUCUGUCUGGCAAUGCCAGCCUUCCAGAAAACGUUUGCCUCUGAGAUCAAAGGCGUGUUGUUGAUUCCGGCACACUGGCAAUCAUUAUGGAACGCCAUGUUCAACGUUAUGACCAUGGUGGGAUCCCUAGCCGCUGGACCUAUCCAAGACUGGUCGGUCGUCGAGCCAUAUUCCUCACGGUUGCUAUCUUCGCCAAAGAUUCUUACUGGAUUCGCGCUGGGCGCCUGGACCGUCGGCACACAGACGUUUGUAUCAGAGAUUACGCCACUGCCUAUGAGAGGCAUCGCUUUGUCCAUCAAUACUGUUUUAAUGAACCUCGGCCUUCUCAUUGCCAUUUCCGCCACGUUCAGCCGCCUCACGAUAAUGGAUCCAAUAGCCUUUCGAGUCGUAUUUGCGGGUGCUUGGGCUUUCCCUGCGGCGAUUCUCCUAGGCCUUUUAUUCGUUCCCGAAUCCCCAUACUGGCUUGUGAUGAAAGGCAAACACGAGCAGGCCCGCAGAUCGCUCACGCGGCUCUCUCCAGCUGGAGAAGAAAUCGAAACACGCCUCGUGAAUAUUCAACAUACAGUAGAGCUGGAGCGCCGUCAGCAAGGAGAAGCAGGCUCGCUCAUCGAGUGUUUCUACGGAACCAAUCUCCGUCGCACCCUUAUCACACUUAUUUGCUUCUACAUGUCGAUGACAGUGGGCUCGGUGCUUUCGGCCAACUCACCGUAUUUCUUGAAUCAGUCGGGCCUGUCGUCAGACACUGUACUCACAAUCACCCAGGUUGGCGUCAGCAUGGGUGUUUUAUCAGCCAUUGUCAAUCUCUUCCUCAUGAUGAAGUUCAAUCAUCGCAUACUCAUGUUUUCCGGCGUGGGCAUCUGCGUAGUAGCAUACCUGACCAUGGGCAUUGCUGGUGCGAUGCGAAGAACCACCACGACCAUGACCGUUGUGGGGAUCGCACUGCAGUUCUCGACGUUGUCCUACGGACCUGCCGUCGGCGCUUCCAUGGCUGUCGCGGGAGAAGUCUCUUCCACGCGCCUCCGCGCAAAGACACUGGCCCUCGGAAACGGGUUUGCGGGUGUGGCAGGCACUUUCUGGAUGGCUGUUCUGCCUUAUCUCUACAAUACGGACCAGGCUGAUCUGGGCGGGAAUCUGGGUUGGAUUUUCUUUGGCAUUGCUGUCAUAUAUGUUGGUUUCCUAUAUUUCUUCGUCCCGGGAACAAAGGGACGAACAUUUGAAGAGCUGGAUAUCAUGUUUGAGAAGAAGCUUCCUGCGAGGGCUUUUGAAAAUUAUCAACCGCAGGAAAAUGAGGCUUGA